AUGACAUCCAGUAGUACAGAGCAAACGUCAGCAGAUUCAUCUGUCUCUGCAUUUACCAGUGCAUUAAUUUUCAAUGGAGCAAUUACUUUUGGAUUAUUUAUUACAUUUGAUAUUAUAAGAAAACGAGUUAAAAAAGUAUAUGAACCAAGAAGUCAUUUGCUUCCUCGAAGAUUUAUGAAAAUGUUCACGAUUAUAUUUAUGAUAUUUACAAUAAUUGGAAUUGGAAUUCUUUUACCUAUAAAUUAUAUUGGUCAAUUGGGUCAAUCAGGAUUGGAUCAAUUUACCAUGGGAAAUGUUUCCGAUAAAAAUAGAUUAUAUUUUCAUGUGGGUGCGGCUUAUAUUUUUACUGGAAUAAUGUUAUACAUGAUGUAUCGUGAAACAAAUAUUUAUAUUAAAUUUAAACAUGCUUACUGUACAACACACGAAUAUCAAAAAUCACCUCGUGCCACUACAAUUUAUGUUCCUGAUAUUCCUUCUCAUUUAAUUCAUAAUGAAGAAGAAUUUAAAAAAUUAUAUAAUGCUUUUCCGGGUGGUGUUAAGAAAAUAUGGUUUAAUAGAUAUCCCAAAAAACUUAUAGAAGCUCAAAGUGAAAGACAGAAAAUAAUAAAUGGACUUGAGUUAGCCGAAACAGCAUUUAUUCGAAAUUAUGAUAAACAAUUCACCGAAUCAAAAGAAAUAAGGGAUGAAGAUUUAAAAAAAUUUCGACCAAUUAGUCGAUCAAAACUUGGAAUGAAACAAGAUGCGAUUGAAUUUAAUCGAAAAAGAUUAAUCAAAUUUAAUAAUCGGAAUGAAUUAAUAUUUACCAAUUUAAAUUCGGCAUUUAUUCAAUUUAAAAGUUUUAUGGGAGCUCAAUUAGCAGCAAAUUCUACUGCCACCCGAAUAACUGAUAUAUCACCUGAUGAUAUUAUUUGGGAAAAUUUAAAUAUUGCUUAUUCACAACGAUUAGUUAGAAAAGUAAUAAUUACAUUUGUCGCGGCUAUCAGUAAACUUUCAGAAUUAGGAAAAAUAAUUCCUUUCUUAGAACCAGCGAUUGAUAGCUUGCCUAUAACUGUUUUGGGUAUCAUUGAAGGUAUUUUACCUGCGCUUGCUUUAGCAAUUUUAAUGAUUAUUUUGUCCCUGUUUCUUAGAGGAGUAGAAAUUAGUUUACAAAAAAAAUAUUAUUUCUUUUUAAUUAUCAAUGUCCUUUUGGUAACAUCAUUUGCUAAUGGAGUAUUUGAAGCCAUAUCCCCAAUAAUUGAAAACCCGCCUUCAAUUGUAAAUACUUUAGCCGAAAAGUUGCCUUUGGCUUCAACAUUCUUUUUAACUUACGUAUUACUCUCAAUAUCCGGUUCGGCUAUAGAAUUAUUACAAAUUGGUCCAUUGGUAAUGUAUCUCGGAUUUAAAAAAUUCUUUAGGCUUUUCCAAUUUUCCUUAGGAAUCUGUAUUUAUCAAUUGUUGAUGAUUGGUUUAAUGUUUCUUAAUCAAGCUUUCAUUCCUGGAGUAUUGAUGAUCGUGUUAUUGGGAUUAACCAUCACCUUUAUAAUUUUAAAAGAGAAAUUUAUUUUUAAAAGAAAUCCUUAUGCGAAAUUUUUAUCGGGUAAAUAUAUUAUUAGUGAACUUGAUAUUCCUGAUAGUAGAAUUUCUAUUGGGGAUACUUCCUCUUUUGAGGGUGGUGAUUCUAAAGGAAGUGAAGAAGGAAUUCAAGAGAUAAAAAAAGGAGAAGCAAUUUUUGAAACAGGUGAUGAUGAUGAAGAUAAUUAUUAUGCACAUCCAGCAUUUUAUGCUACACAAUCUUCAGUUUGGUUGCCUCAAGAUCCAGCAAGACUUAGUAUAAAAGAAAUUGAAGAAUGUCAAAAUCAAGGAAUAAAAGCUACCAAUCAAGGAGCGAGUUUAAAGAAUAAUAAAAUUGUGGUGGAUCUUAACGAUGUACCUGUAGAGAUAGAAUUUGUGAAACAUUAUCAUUUCGGUGAAUAUAUUCGUCAAGAUGAUUAUCUUCAUUAG
Messenger RNA from Diversispora eburnea, 1980 nucleotides. NCBI's taxonomy places the organism in Eukaryota, Fungi, Glomeromycota, Glomeromycetes, Diversisporales, Diversisporaceae. The record is from the annotation of a GenBank genome assembly.